Molecule: messenger RNA, 5068 nt
Organism: Strongylocentrotus purpuratus (purple sea urchin)
Lineage: Eukaryota; Metazoa; Echinodermata; Echinoidea; Camarodonta; Strongylocentrotidae
Product: forkhead transcription factor K
Exons: 7
Coding region: 61-2109 (682 amino acids)
Biological process (GO): regulation of transcription by RNA polymerase II
Molecular function (GO): protein binding; RNA polymerase II cis-regulatory region sequence-specific DNA binding; DNA-binding transcription factor activity, RNA polymerase II-specific
Source: RefSeq, a predicted model, not a curated record
GGUUGAGCAAUGUUUUCGUGUGUAUCGGCCAUUUUGGUCUUGCUGUGAUCGAGGGUAGGAAUGGUAGGAAUGGCCACGUUUCGACAGGCAACGGAAAACGACGAUGCCUGGGCCCUUCUGGCUCUUAAAUCUGCCCCAGCGAGUCCUACAAGGGUUCCUUGGAAUGAUGGCGGUCAAAAAGGUGUUAUUCUCGCCCGGUUAGAAGGCAGAGAAUUCGAGUAUUUGAUCCGCAAGAACAGAAUUACAGUCGGCCGCAACAGCAAACAAGGGGAGGUGGAUGUAAACAUGGGACAUUCGAGUUUCAUUUCACGUAAACAUCUUGAAAUAAUUUGCGAGAGCCCGAACUUUUUCUUAAAUUGCACGGGAAAGAAUGGUAUAUUUGUAGAUGGCAUAUUCCAAAGAAGAGGUGCAGCUCCGUUGCAACUGCCCAGGACAUGUAUCUUGAGGUUUCCCAGCACAAGUAUCAAGAUCAUGUUCCAGGCGUUGAUCAGCGAGUCGGCACCCCCUGCUCCGGUCCCGCCCAUGCAGCUGCAGCCAGCUGCACCGGUCGUGGCCAAGGAACCUAGUCCUGUCAAACGGAAGACCAUGAUGCCUCCGUUGAAGAUCGACAUCCCGCCUUCCGAUGCGACCUAUGCCAGUCCGUACCCGUCUCCCACUGGGACCAUUAGUGCUGUCAACUCGUGUCCUACAAGCCCCCGAGCCGGAACCAGUCAGAGAUCCAUGCUUGCUCCGGACCUCUCCGCAGCAGCGUUUGCUGCGGCUGCGGCAGCUGCUGCUGACGACAAGGAAGGCCACUCGUCCAGUAACGAUGUCGGGGGUCCCCGGGACGAGACCAAGCCGCCCUACUCUUACGCUCAGCUCAUUGUCCAGGCUAUCAUGUCGGCGCAGGAUAAACAGUUGACAUUGAGUGGAAUUUACAGCUAUAUUACAAAGACAUAUCCGUACUAUAGAACAGCAGACAAAGGAUGGCAGAAUUCAAUUCGACACAACCUGUCCUUAAAUCGGUACUUCAUCAAGGUUCCACGAUCACAGGAAGAGCCAGGUAAAGGGUCAUUCUGGCGGCUUGACCCCGGGUCAGAGGCUAAACUAAUGGAUCAAGCUUACAGAAGAAGACGCCAAAGGGGAGUGCCGUGCUUCAGGACACCCUUUAGCGGGGUCUCAUCAAGCCGCUCCGCGCCAUCAUCACCCACACACGUCCCCCAGUUCAGCGGGACGUUCACCCCUGAAUGCCUCUCAAGAGAAGGUUCCCCUGCGCCGCAGAACAUGAACAAUGCUGGCGGGGGUGGUGAGGGUCAGGACCAUGGGCCCCUGGAUCAUCAGAGGUUUACGCAAGCCAUGCAGGAGGUGAAGGUGAGUCUAGUGAGCCCCGGCUCGCCCAUCACUACUACAACAGGUGCUCAGGCUGCCAGCCAUGCUGCCCACAUGGCAGCCCUCCCUGGGGGCGGGGGUGUCAUACCUCUAUCUUCCCUCGCCCUAGCAGGGAACCCCCCUCCUCAGGGCCAGGGGGUACCCGUCGUUGCCAUCCACCCUCAGAUGGCAUCUGUGAUCACGUCGUCGCGGACGCAAGCAGCUGUACAGGCGUCACUGAGCAACGGCCAUGUUACAUCCUCUGCAGGAGGAUUUAGCCACCAGGCAAAGGACAUCUCAAGUGCUGGAGGAGGAGGAGGAGGUAGUGCGGAAAAGAAUGGCAUAGACAUGAAAGUGGAAGAGAAGCCAUCAGUUGGUGUACCCCCUGCAACCAUCAUGUUGACGCAGUCCCAUCUGAAGGCGGCCAAUUCUUCGUCCACAAUGGUACCUCAGCCGGCGGCAUCCUCUGACAGUCAUCACGUUGUCACCGUCGCAGGUACCUUCCUCCCUCCUGCCAGCCACUACCGACCCCCUCCUCAACUCCCUAUGGCCGGCGGUUACCAUCACAACAUGGAGAUGGCUCCCCCUCAGAGCUCCAGCCAGGCCGCAACCUCCUCGCCCCUCGUCAUGCUGGCCACCACGUCGGCCGUUCAGCAGCUGCAAGGCCACGUGAAGCGCCCUCUAGACGGCAUCAAGGAAGAGACGGAUGGACAGGAUGGUUUUGAAAGUAAAAGGAUUAAGACUGAUCCGCUGGAGGGCUGAGGGGAUACAGCAUUGACGACCAGCACGGACAGACAUAGGGUUAAUCAGCAUGGGAAGAGUUUAACAUCAUUGAGAGAGUAAUUAAAAGGUUGUACAGGGCUUGAUUGAAUGGAGUAAGUGUUUGUGAGUAGGAAUUGUUGUAGGGUUCUGGAGAUAGAGUUGAUGCAUUCAAGAGAAUGACUUUGUAAUUAGUUUGCUUUCCUAUGGAAUUGCAAAACAUAUACUCUGGCUUUACCACCAAAUUAACAAAUAUUCAUAUGUGUAUGUAUAGUCCAUUCAAAAAGGAACAGCUCGAAUUAUGUUAAGUGGAUGUCUGGACUUGUACAAAUAUUGGUUUUAGAGAUGUUUUUGUUAUGUGUACUUCAGAUAGCAAACAAAUCAAUUUACUAGCAAUGUUUUUUUUUGUCUCAUGUUUCUUUCACAAAUUUGUGUGGUCAUUUUAGGAAAAUUGAAACAUAUAAAUUAUGGUAUAGAUAUUCUUGGCAUUCAGUCUUCACUUUUUAUUAUUUUUUUAUUAAUUUUCUUUUUUUUUAGAGAGAUUUUGAGAGGUGUUUAACUACAUGAAAUUUUUUGAAAAUUCUGAAGUAGAGUUCAAUUUUUAUUAUUACAGCUCAGUGCUGUAUUCACAAAUUGAAGUAUUGUUGAUGUAUUUUUAUAAUGGAACUGCUACUUUUCAUCAUCACUGGUAAUGCACUAGUGAAAUAAUUAAACAUGUCGCUUUAUAUUCAUGACAUUUUAUCAAAGGAUGAUUGUAAAUUUGCUUCAAAGCGUAUUGCACUCUGUGAAUAUCAUUUGGUAUAUAAUCACACACACCACCAAGUUCCAUGUGAAAUUUCUUUUUAUGUGGCAUCAUGCCAUGGUGUGGGUAUGUCAUUGAUACAGCAAAAGUAUCUAAACAGAAUCCCACUUUAUCAUCUGGUAUUUUGAUGAUGAAGAUGAGAAUACCAGAUAUUAUUGUUGCAUCUUUUCUACAAAAAUGCUAAUUAAUCAUUGUCUGAUAAUUCGUAAGCAAACACGUAGGAAGAUGUCGAGGAAUGCUGAAAUAGGGAUGGGUGAUUAAUUUCUCAUUUGCCUUCUAGUAGUGGGUCUGUGGAAGAUUUUUGUUCUUUAUAGACAGCAAGCUUGAAAUUGAGCGCGAUAGCACCCACCAAGCUUUAUUUAAAAGCCUGCAUCAUGCAACGGCGGUUUUUUUCAAUUGUACAUUUGGAUUUACGAAAGAAAGAAAGAAAAAAGUUGAAUGGAAGCAGAAUGCAAUUGACCAAGUCAGGUUAUGGUGAUUAGAGUCAGUGAUGCUGCUUGUAUGCCUUAGACGCGAGAACCCAGUAUCAGAAAGUUCAUAGACGUAGCUUUUCUAUGAAUGAUAUUUUAUACCCCUUUUUGAAGAAUGUUUGCCUUGCAGGAACAGAUAUUAGACACUAUUGAACAGUUUAUGCAAUACUGUUGGCAGUUGGGCUUGUUCAAGUAUAAACACGAUUUGGAUUUUUCUCUAGGAUCACUCCAGUCGCAUGUGAUGCGAUAGACUCCUUUCUCAGAUUAUGAAUGUAUUUUAUGAUUAUGAAAUCAGUCAGUCAGUGGAUAUAGUCUACCUAGUUAUUUUGGGAGAAAUCAAGUAUGCACUGCUGAACAAAUUAUUUCUGUAUUUAUUGUGUAUGAAUAUGCGAAAUUGCUACAUGGCCUGUGCAUUUUUAUAGAGCUUUACUUAAAAAAUGAAAACAAUUAUUUGAAUGCAAUGAUUGAAUAAUGUGAAGAAUGAAAAUACUUUUAUUGAUUUUUUCUUUUAUUAUUUUUUUAGAAAUCAUCAUCAUUGCAGUAAUAACCCAUUAGUGAAAUUGUAUUCUAGUUGACUAGUAUUAUCCUAGUAUUUGUUGAUUCCCAGUGCCGCAUUUACAGUUUGUGUUUUCGCCAAACAAUGUGAGAAGAAAAAAAUGUUAUUCAUAUGUGUAUCUUAAUCACUUGAUCAAUCAUGUUGGCCAAGAUGUGGUUGAUGAAUUGCAAUUUCUUCUUGAUGGAUAGUCUGAAUGUAGGUCUAGUAAAAGUUCCCCUUUCUGCCGUGAAUUCCACAGUAAGUUGUCCUUGGAGAGAGAGAUAGAGAGUGAGUGUGUAGGAGAAAAACAGUUAUGUAACAGUAUUGGAUUUGUAAUCAUGGUUGAUGCACCCGUGUCCAGGGUCCCUAGAUGAACAUUGGUUCUUGUAAGUCUUCUAUAUGCCUUGAUACCACAUCCAAGUCUAAUAUUGAUGGUUGAUUUUAUAUAGCAGCACCAUUUUGAUCUUGUCAUAACACUUGGUCUUUAAACAACCAGUCAGUGAAAAUAUGGAUGAUGGUUCGGAGCAAAGUUGUUUCAGCAAUUAUGAAAAAAGAAGAAGAAAUAGCUCCCUUGUAGUUUUACAAAAUGGGUAAAAUUACCAAAUUAAGAUACCGGUAAGCAAGUCUUGUUUGGCCUAAUAUUUGCUCUCAUAUAUAUUUAUUUUCUCCUUCCAGUCUGUUUUUUGUCCUUCAUUUUUAAUAUUAAGAACAUUGAUGUAAUUUACUCUCGGUAAAUAAAAUUAAAGUCUUCUUCGAUUCUCUACUGGGCCCUGUAUCAUAAAACAUGUUGACAAUGACAAGUUACAAUAAUUGUUAUAAGCUACUGAAAUCGUGUUAUUAGAAUGGCUGAGAGCAAAUUCAGCAUUUGUUAUUGAUCACACGUUUUAUGAAACGGGGGGGGGGGGGGGCUCUAAUCUGUUAGAUAAUUAGCCCAUAAUCUGUAAAAAAAAAAGUUGAACACGAUAAAUCACUCUCGAGAUAUGAGGUUGUUUAUAUUUGCAUGCCAAACUUGACGAAGGGAAGAGAGAGAGAUGGGGUUGGGAACGAUUCCCUUUUUCCGAUUUUAUAUGCUAAUUUGUGGAUUCUAUGUGAUAAGAAUUGUGAUCAAUAUGAACAUUUUUGAAUAAAAUCAAAUAUACUACUGACAAAGAAAAA